This is a messenger RNA of Aspergillus alliaceus, 1791 nucleotides long. Its product is annotated as M28 family metallopeptidase. The transcript has 2 exons. Gene Ontology annotation, biological process: proteolysis. NCBI's taxonomy places the organism in Eukaryota, Fungi, Ascomycota, Eurotiomycetes, Eurotiales, Aspergillaceae. The record is from RefSeq and is a predicted model, not a curated record. The coding region runs from base 134 to 1630 and encodes 498 amino acids. Gene Ontology annotation, molecular function: metalloexopeptidase activity; aminopeptidase activity.
GACUGCCUGGCGCUGGGAUGAGCCAAAAUAUAUAAAGCGACUGGGGACCCUGGGGAUUGAUUUUCUUUUAUGCAGAGUCCAAUUAUUCUUUAACCUUAACUUUAGUGGCUCGUCCUUAUUUUUAGGGCUCAUCAUGAGGUCGCUGUUGCUUGCUUCGUUUGUUUCGCUGGCUCUGGCUGGGAAGAAACCGCUUGUUUCUCCGGAAGAGUUCCCUGAACAGAUCCAAUUGGAAGAUCUUCUCGAAGGAGCGCAGCAACUCGAAGACUUCGCGUAUGCUUACCCCGAGCGCAAUCGCGUCUUCGGUGGCGCGGCCCAUGAAGACACAGUAAACUAUCUCUACGAGGAGUUGAAGGAGACCGGCUACUACGAUGUCUAUAAGCAGCCUCAGGUUCACCUCUGGAGUAAUGCCGAACAGACGCUCAGCCUGAACGAUGAAUCCAUCGAGGCCAAGACCAUGACCUACAGUCCCAGCGUCGACGUGAGCGCCGAGAUCGCCGUCAUCAAGAAUCUGGGAUGCAGUGCGUCCGAUUACCCAUCCGAUGUCGCGGGAAAGAUCGCCCUGAUCAAGCGUGGCGAAUGUCCAUUCGGCGACAAGUCCGUGAACGCCGCCAAAGCCAAAGCCGCGGCUUCCAUCGUCUACAACAAUGUCGCCGGCUCCAUGGCGGGUACCCUGGGCGCAGCGCACAGCGACAAGGGCGAGUACUCAGCCAUUGUGGGGAUCAGCUUGGCCGAUGGCCAGAAGCUGAUCAGCCUUGCUGAGGCGGGAGCUGUAUCGGUGGACUUGUGGGUCGACAGCCAGCAGGAGAACCGCACGACCUACAACGUGAUCGCGCAGACGAAGGGAGGCGAUCCGAACAAUGUGGUCGCGCUGGGUGGCCACACUGACUCGGUCGAGGCGGGCCCUGGAAUCAACGACGAUGGCUCGGGCAUCAUCAGCAAUCUGGUCGUCGCCAAGGCCCUGACGCAGUAUUCAGUCAAGCACGCCGUGCGCUUCCUGUUCUGGACGGCUGAGGAGUUCGGUCUGCUGGGCAGCGAUUACUACGUCUCCCACCUGAAUGGCACCGAGCUCAACAAGAUCCGUCUGUACCUGAACUUUGAUAUGAUCGCCUCGCCCAACUACGCCAUCAUGCUCUACGACGGUGACGGAUCGGCCUUCAACAAGUCCGGACCGGCCGGGUCAGCUCAAAUCGAGAAAUUGUUCGAGGACUACUACGACUCUAAGGGUCUGCAUCACAUCCCCACCGAAUUCGACGGACGUUCCGACUACGAGGCCUUUAUCCUGAACGGCAUCCCCGCCGGCGGAGUCUUCACAGGAGCAGAGGGCAUCAUGUCUGAGCAAAACGCCGGCCACUUCGGCGGCCAGGCCGGUCUCGCCUACGACGCCAACUAUCACGCCGCAGGAGACAACAUGACCAACCUGAACCACGAAGCCUUCCUCAUCAACUCCCAAGCCACGGCCUUCGCCGUCGCCACCUACGCCAACGACCUCAGCUCGAUCCCCAAGCGCAACGCAACCGCCUCCCUCCACCGCCGCGCCCGCUCCAUCAUGAAGCCCUUCGGGAAAAGGGCCCCCAGGACCCACGCCCACGUUUCCAACUCCGGCUGCUGGCAUUCCCGCGUCGAGGCAUGAUUAGUACUUAGAUAACCAGUCCCACACUGACGAUAGUGUACUAUAAAUGAAUAAAAAGAAGAACAUAUAAUAUAUUCUUUCUUUUAAACUGAAAACAUCCACAAGCGCGUAUCGUAUAUCAAAAAUCCCUUGCAAAGUCCACAUCACCCAAACUCAUCAAU